AUGGCCAUCAUCACUCUGGGUCAUCGAGGCCAGCUUUCCGGCCCUCCUGAUCAGCUCUGGUUUAGCAGGCCACCACCAUCAAGCCUGUCUUCCAGCUCAACCAUAACCUUAAUAUUCCUGCUCAUCAUCAGCUCACUCCCCCUCAGCUCAGCCCAUCGAGUUCCAGGCCAUCAUGAGGGAGCAAGCCAGUCCGCCAAUCUGUCCCAUCCAUCCACCGCCAUCCGGCAUCAGCAUUCCCACUCCUCCUCCCAUCACGCACCUGCGGGCAGCUAUCUCAAUGAGACCGCAAUCCUGCUCUCCCACCAACCGACACCGCUGAGCUAUCUGGCCUAUGAUCGUAACCUCAUCAUCCUCGACCCUGCCACCGGCAGUCUGGCCCCAAACCCUGAGCCUACUACUAGGAACAGAUAUCCUUCCUGGAUCGUCGGCCAUGCCCUUGGAAUGUGCUUGGCAUGGUUUGUCUUCUUGCCAUUGGCUCUGGCGACCUCGCAAUCGAAGAAUCCUUGGCCAAAGACCUUCUUUCGUACCGCCUUUGUCAUCCUCUUGGGCCUCUCGAUCUUCUGUGGGACUGUCUAUCGCUCCCUAACGCCCAACCAUUACGAUGGACAAAAACAUUCGAUCAUGGGCUGGGUCCUCGUCUCCAUCGGAUGCAUCUCGUCGAUCGCCGACUUUGUCCCGCUCUGGAAUAAGGUCCGAGCUGGUCUGAGUGGACUGGGACCUUCGGACUACUACCAUUCGCUUCCGGGAGCCGACGAUGCGUGCGACGAUUACCGGCCCGAACCGCCAUCGCUUCUACAGAGUCCAUCCCAUCAUCAGCUUCCUUUUUCCGAGCGAAUGAGCGCCAAAACCCGGCCCGGUUCGGCACCCGGCUUCCUGUCCGGGGUCUUCAAAGCCCUGGUUGAUCGGCUCUUGGUCGUCCUUGCCUCCGCGGCUGUCGGCUCCGGAACAGUGGUGUAUACCGGCACUUGUAGGGCCGAAUAUGUGAAUGGCUGUUUGGCCCAUUUCAUCAAAGGCGGCAUCUUUUUCUGGUAUGGGAUCCUGAAUUGGACGCGAUAUCUAGGCGGCUAUCCGGAGCUCGGGUGGCCAUGGCACGACCAGGCGGCGCAAAAGAGCAACAAGAGACGGGCGCCGUCUGCAGAGAUGGUAGAAAGCGGCGUGGUCCUCUUCUAUGGUGUCACUAAUGUCUGGAUGGAGAGGUUUGGCGCUGCGCCUGGAGAUCCCUAUACGGUCAAGCAAAUCCAACAUAUCUCAAUCGCCGCUAUGUUUGCAUUCGGAGGCUUAGUGGGAGUGUUGUUAGAAAGCCGAGCAGUCCGAGGGCUAUUAUUCGGGAAGCCGGAGAAGAUGAAGAGUGGGAACCCGUUCCCGAGUCUGUGCAUCGCGAUCACCGGCCUGACGAUGUCGGCGCACCACCAAGACUACCCGUUCCAGGUGGCCAUCCACACCCUAUGGGGCGUCCUCUUGGCACUGUUUGGGCUGAUGCGCUGGAUCACGUAUGGCUUGGUCGACGCGGACAGGCCGCGAUUGCCGGUCUCCGAAGCCCUCGGAGCCGUCUUUCUCAUCGCCGGCGGCCUCGUCUUCGUCGAAAGCGUCGAGGAAAUCUCCUUUGCGGCUAUCCGUCACCGGUUCGACGACGUCAUGGCCUUCUUGAACGUUACCAUCGCGUUUGUGUGUCUGGUUAUGGCCUGGACGACGCUCCUGAUGGCCAUCAAACGGAAAUCGAGUUCUUAA
Messenger RNA from Puccinia graminis f. sp. tritici CRL 75-36-700-3, 1728 nucleotides. RefSeq lists its product as uncharacterized. The transcript is spliced from 7 exons. The record is from RefSeq and is a predicted model, not a curated record. Lineage: Eukaryota; Fungi; Basidiomycota; Pucciniomycetes; Pucciniales; Pucciniaceae. Bases 1 to 1728 code for a protein of 575 amino acids.